AGACAGGAUUAACCCUGCAGCAGGCUGCAGUUUCUCUCUGAGGCAUUCCGAGGAUUCCUGGAGCUCCAACCUCUCUACCUGUCCGACAGGUGCAGUCGACUGACUUGGUAACGCGCACAGAGGCAGACGGGUAAAGGAGGCUAUUCAUGGUUAUCUAUGGGUGAGUGUCUGCGGAGAGCUUGUCCAUGUCUGGAAGCACUGUGGCAGAGGAUCUUCAGUGACAAAAAGCCUUCUCCAGGAGGAGGAGUGAGUGGUGAUAGUGGAGGAGGAGGAGGAGGAGGAGGAGGAAGAGACAGCAGCAGUGACGGCGGCGGUGAGGUGAGACCUCCGAGCCCGGCGCCGCCGUCGUCAAAGGAGAGACAACCCGAGCACAGCUCCAUCUACACGGCGGUGUGGCCGUUUGAGGCCCGGCACGAGGAUGAGCUGUCGUUCCAGGAGGGGGAUCUGUUCAGCGUCAUCAGCCGCAACGGGGACUGGUGGACCGCACGGAAAAUCGACAAGAACGGGCGAGUCCUGGACACCGGGAUAGUGCCCAACAACUACCUGGCCAGGGCCGAGUCACUGAGAAUGCAACCAUGGUUCUUUGGGACAAUGAAUCGCUUUGAGGCCCAAAGCCACCUGCUAGGACCAGGAAAUGAAGAGGGAGCUUUCCUCAUCCGACGCAGUGAGAAAGACAAUGUUGGAUAUGUUCUUUCAGUGAGGUCAAGCGGUCGGGUGAAGCAUUUUAAAAUCCACCAAACAGAUGAGGGUAAUUUUCACGCGGACCACAAUCACCACUUCAGCUCCCUGAUCGACCUGGUGGAGCACUACAGCACCAACAGUCUGAACAACACAGGCCUACUGGGAAGCCCCUGCAAGAGGAAAAAGCCCAACACCCCAGAUUUGAAUCAUUUUACGGUGGAUGAGUGGGAGCUCCCGAAAGAAGAGUUCACCCUGGAGGAGGAGCUGGGCAGUGGCUACUUUGCUGAUGUCUACCGGGGGCACUGGAAAAACCACAUCAAUGUCGCCAUCAAGAUCAUCAAAAGUGAUUCAGAGUUGAACCACCGUGAGUUUCAGAGGGAAGUCCAGAUCCUAAAGAAUCUCCGGCAUCGUCACCUGAUCUCCCUGUUUGCUGUGUGCACGGCCUCAGCACCAUACUACAUCAUCACCGAGCUGAUGGAGAAAGGCAGCCUGCUCCACUUCCUCAGAAGUCCAGAGGGGCAGCUUCAAGACAUUGCGUCACUCAUUGACAUGGGUGCCCAGGUGGCUGAUGGGAUGUCAUACCUGGAGGAGCAAAACAGCAUCCACAGAGACUUGGCGGCUCGAAACGUCCUGGUGGGAGGAGACUACAUCUGUAAGGUGGCUGACUUUGGACUGGCCAGAGUGAUCAAGGAGCCAUUUUACAUCACAGAAGAUAAAAAGAUUCCGUACAAGUGGAGCGCUCCCGAAGCCAUCAGCCAUGGAAAGUUCUCCAACAAGUCAGAUGUCUGGUCUUUUGGGAUCUUGCUCUUUGAGAUAAUCACCUAUGGAGGUGUUCCUUACCCAGCCUACAGCAACCAAGAAGUGUUCCAUCAGGUUAGCAAAGGAUACCGGAUGCCAGCUCCAGCCAAAUGCCCCGAUUUUUUCUAUCAAAUCAUGUUGAAAUGUUGGAGUGCCCAACCAGAUGACAGGCCACCGUUCAAGUCCCUCAGGGUCCAACUGGACAGCAGCUCCUACGAGCUGGAGUGACCUGCUCCUGAUUCCUGCAGUACAUGCUCAGCGCCACAGGGGGGCAGCAGAGACUGAUACUGAGCAGGGAUUGUGAGGACUCUUAUUUAGAAACCAGAGAGUAAAACAAUGUACAGGCUUUUCUGCAGAAUGUGUGUGUUUGCACUAUGCACAUCUGCAAAGCCUGAUGUAUUUUGUUCAAUCCACUACUUAUGAUUAUUUUCUUUUUCACUUCAUCAUGAUAAUUCUUUGAUAGUAGACUGAAUAUCUUUGGGGUUUUGUCUGUCAAGACAAAAAAAAAAAAGAAAGAAAAAAUGUAAAUUAAACAUGUCAGCUUUGGCUUUGUGAUGGACAUUUUUCACCAUUUUCUGACCAAAUAAUCAGUUAUUCGAGACAACAAUCAGCAGAUUUAUCGAUAACGGGGAAAAAAAAGUUACAUGCAAAAAUGAAAAUUUUCUAACUGAACCUAUUACUGUUUGAUAUAUGCAAUGUCAGAAAAUUUUUAACAAUGCCCAUCAAAAGCCCAAUGUCUUUAAAUGUUUUGUUUUUCCUCGAACAACAGAACAAAACCCAUAUAUACAGUGUAAACAUUAUCUAUAAAACAAUAUGAAAACAGAGAAAAGCAGCAAAUCGUCACAUUUGACAGGCUGGAACCAGAGAGUAUUUUAAGUUUUUGAUGAAAUAUUAAAAUGUUCUGAGAGUUGUUAUAAUUUC
Molecule: messenger RNA, 2400 nt
Organism: Seriola dumerili (greater amberjack)
Lineage: Eukaryota; Metazoa; Chordata; Actinopteri; Carangiformes; Carangidae
Gene: ptk6b
Product: protein-tyrosine kinase 6-like
Exons: 8
Coding region: 157-1707 (516 amino acids)
Biological process (GO): cell differentiation; cell surface receptor protein tyrosine kinase signaling pathway; innate immune response
Cellular component (GO): extrinsic component of cytoplasmic side of plasma membrane
Molecular function (GO): signaling receptor binding; ATP binding; non-membrane spanning protein tyrosine kinase activity
Source: RefSeq, a predicted model, not a curated record